This is a messenger RNA of Trachemys scripta elegans, 3361 nucleotides long. RefSeq names its product WD repeat domain 54 (gene WDR54). The transcript has 9 exons. The record is from RefSeq and is a predicted model, not a curated record. Gene Ontology annotation, biological process: cilium assembly; cilium-dependent cell motility; sperm axoneme assembly. Gene Ontology annotation, molecular function: protein binding. Bases 4 to 1014 code for a protein of 336 amino acids. Lineage: Eukaryota; Metazoa; Chordata; Testudines; Emydidae.
AGGAUGUACCGCAAGGAGCGGAGCGUCCCGCUGAAGAGCAGCAGCUCGGCGCUGUACAACAACCUGAGCGUGCUGCCCCUGCGCGACAAGCAGCUCACCUACUUCGCCGCCGUGCACGGCAGCGCCGUCAGCCUGGCCAGCGCCUCGGCCGACGGGCUCAGCGUCUCCCACCGCCAGCUGCAGGCCAAGGAGGGCGGCCUGGCGGUCAGCGCCUCCAUCGUCACCCAGGCCUCCUGGUGUGUCCUGCCUUCUCGAGUUCUCCUAGUCCUGACCUCUCAGAAAGGCAUCCAGAUGUACGAGUCAGACGGCUCCAUCAUGGUUUAUUGGCAUGCCCUGGAUGUCUUGGAACCACCGUCAGCCCAGGCAGUGUUUGCUCGAGGGAUCGCUGCUGCCAGUGGGCGCUUCAUCUGUGUGGGGACUUCGUCGGGACUGGUGCUGGUGUUUGACAUCCCCAGCAAGGGAACAAACAUCACGCUGAGCGAGGUCCUGCAGGAGCAUCACGACUCCAUCACUGACAUCGCCUCGGAGGUCGGUGAGAACCCGGAUGGAGCUGCUGAUCUGGUGACUGCAGAUGACUCUGGGGCCCUGUGUGUCUGGAGAUCCAAGGAGGAGUUCUCCCUGCUCACCAAAAUCUCUGCCUUUGGGUGGACCUGCUCCUCGGUGAAGCUGUGGAACGGGGUCAUUGCUGCUGGCUAUGGGAAUGGGCAGAUCCGGCUGUACGAGGCCACGAGCGGGGCCCUGCGUGCCACGGUCAGCGCCCACGCUCGCUGGAUCUACGCCCUGGACCUGGCCCCCCUGACGGGGAAGCUGCUGUCGGGUGCCGAGGAUUCCUAUGUCCAGAUCUGGAAACUCAGCCGGAGCCCAGACACCGGCGACAUCGAGAUCGAGCACUGCCACUCGGAGUGCGUGACUGACACCCAGCUCUGUGGCGCCCGCUUCUGUGACCCUGAGGGAAACUCCUUCGCUGCGACCGGCUACGACCUCAGCGAGAUCGUCCGCUAUGGCCAGGUCUAGGCUGCCCGGCUGCAGGGGGGCUGUGAGCACAGGGCGGGGAGGUACCUGCAGGCACUGUGUGCUGCAGCAUGUCCCAGCCCCCCUGCAGCUGCCUCCGGGACUCUGUGCAGACCCCUGGCUCCCGUUGCACAGGGGCUGGGGCCGCUGCAUGCAGCUGAGGAUGCCCCCCACCUGGGUGGGGAUCAGACAGGUGGGAGUGUAGGGGCAGACAGGUGGGGGCCCAGAUCUCUUCAAACUUCAGAGUCCCUCUGGCCAGAUGCCUGCCCACACCCCAAGGCUGCUCAUCUCCCCCCUCUCCUGCCUCCAUGAUCUUUCUUCCCUGUGGGCAGGCAGCUGCCGUGUCCUGCCUGCCACAGCUCUGUCGUGCUGGGCCCCUUGCCCAAGGUGCCUGCAGGCUGUGAUUCCCCUCUGCUCCUGUAUGGAGCCCAGAGCCUGGAGAGGUGCAGAGCCGGGCCCCGGGGCAGGCCCUGAGUUGGGGGGUAGGGACAGUAGCUGAGGAGGUGCAGAGCCGGGUACCACAGGCAGGCCCUGAGUUGGGGGGCGGGCAGUAGCUGAGGAGGUGCAGAGCCGGGCCCCUCCGCGGCAGGCCCUGAGUUGGGGGGUAGGGACAGUAGCUGAGGAGGUGCAGAGCCGGGUUCCCCCCCCGCCCCCGGCAGGCCCUGAGUUGGGGGUGCGGCAGUAGCUGAGGAGGUGCCAUCCUUCAUUCCAAGGCAGGAGCAAACGAAUCCCUGCUGCCGUGGGGCCCACCUGGCUCCUUUCCUCCCCUGAACUCGGGCUGCAGAGAGCUCUCGCUGGGGCACAGACCCUGGGCCACUGUACAGCAGCUGGGUCCUUGCCCUGGGGUGUCUGGGGCAGGCGCAGCUGUCACCACUCUGCUUUCCAGGCCCCUGUAGCAUCCCCGGGGCCAUAGUCUCACCUCCAUCUCGGCACAGCCCCAUGUCUGUGCCAAAGCCCCAUCGCUACUCAGCCAUUGCACAGCUUCUGAGCAGGCCCCAAGCUCGGAGAGCAGGCGGCACCGAAUGGGGCUGGCGGUGUGAGAGGCAGUGUGUCCGAGAACACAGAGCACCUGACCGGGACUCAGGAGACCUGGGUCUGCCAGGGGCCUGCUGCAUGACCUUGGGCAAGACCUUGCUCUGUGCCUGUUUCCCCAUCUGUAAAAUGGGGACAGCCACACUGCCCUCCCCUGUAAAGCACGGUGAGCCCUACAGCUGGAAAGUGCUAACCAAGAGCUAAUACCAUGAUCUGAACAGAUUUGAUUUUGGCCUCAUCCUCUCAGCUGCCUAGAGGGGGUGCCAGCUCAGUGACCACGCAGCUGGGGACAGGCAGGGCACGCUGGCCUGACAUGGGAACAGCUGCUGGGCUCAGCUCCCCCAGGACAAGGAAGCUGCAGGAUGUGGGCUCCCCCCAGGAGCCCCUCACGGGCUGGAUUGUCCCUGCAUGGCCCCUGGCUCUCAGUCCCAGAUACUGCCCCCUGCAGAGCUGCCGGGAGGAGAUUGGAGCUGGCAUGGCCUGGCUCAGGGGAGCCCCUCUCCAAGAGGGGGUGACAUGCCCCUUUGGGCACAGGCUACAGCCCCUGCUGCCCCAGCCUGCCGAGAAGGUUCUCAGGUCAUGGAGUGUUUGAGGCUGGGGGUGGGGGUCCCUUGGAAAUGCUUGUCACUCAGGGCAGGUGCCCCUCCUGCAGGGCAGUUAGUUUAGAAAGCCAGGGACCCCGGCAAGCAGCACAGACCCCCCUGGAUGGCCCGAGAGGCCGGCGUUCUCCUGCUGUCGGGAAAAGUGCAUGACCUUUCCCUUCCUCUGCUGCUGUUGGGUGGGGGCCUCAGCCUGCCGCUAGCGUCUGGUGUCCUUUACCAUGGUACCAAUAGACCUAAUUAGACACAGUGCUGGAGUAGGGGGUUAACCCCGCUGGCUGGGCUAAGUCCUGUUCAGUGCCCCAUAGCCCCUGUAGUGUGUUAAACGCAGCACGCUUUGACCCUGCCGUGUAGCGUUUGUGGGGGCUGUUAAACAGCCACCAGUGCUCACCCUAGAGGUGGCUGCAUUUCACCAGUGGGUGCAUGUAGAGUGUUGGAGGUGAAGUGAAACUUGCUGUCUCUCCUCCAACCCAGCCCUGCUGGCACGAGGCUUUGAAACCCCCGCCCCUCCUGAAACUGCCCCUGGGCCCGUCUGUUGUCUCUGUCUUGGCCCUGGGCUCUAUCAUCCCCUCUGCUGUGCCUGGUCCUGCAGCACGCGCAGAGGAGCAGUGCCCGGGCUCCCUGCCACUGGCAGUACCACGGCCCAGCAGCCCCUCCACAGCUUCGCUCUGGGGCCCAGGGCGUGCUGCUGCUGCUGCCAUAAAUCAGCUUGAACCCUC